This is a messenger RNA of Thyridium curvatum, 1398 nucleotides long. RefSeq lists its product as uncharacterized. NCBI's taxonomy places the organism in Eukaryota, Fungi, Ascomycota, Sordariomycetes, Thyridiales, Thyridiaceae. Gene Ontology annotation, molecular function: catalytic activity. The coding region runs from base 1 to 1398 and encodes 465 amino acids. The record is from RefSeq and is a predicted model, not a curated record. The transcript has 2 exons.
AUGAUGGCUGUCUCGGUGCUGGACUCGCGGGUCUUCCGCGACCUCUUUGGCACGCAGCAGAUGCGUGAUGUCUUUUCCGACGAGGCCUACGUCGGACGCAUGAUCGAGGUCGAGACGGCGCUGGCUCGAGCUCAGUCCAAGGUCGGGGUCAUCGAAGCCAGCGCCGGCGAUGCACUGACCAAGGCCGUCGGCCAGGUCAAGAUAGACUACGAAAAGCUGUCUGCCGACACCGAGAUCGUCGGGUACCCCGUGCUGCCCCUGAUCCAGCAGCUGGCGGCGCAGACGCCCGCCGAGGUCGCCAGGUACAUCCACUGGGGCGCGACGACGCAGGACAUCAUGGACUGCGCCUCGCAGCUGCAGAUGCGGCAGGGCCUGGCCAUCGUCAGGGCCGGCCUCGGGGACCUGGCGCAGACGCUGCGGCGCCUCUCGGAGCGGCACCGCGACACGCCCAUGGCCGGCCGGACGCACCUCCAGCACGCGCUGCCCUGCACGUUCGGGUACAAGUGCGCCGUCUACCUGUCCGGCAUCGCGCGGCACCUCGAGCGGCUCGGGGAGAUCGAGAGGCGCUGCCUGCUGGUGCAGUUCGGGGGCGCGGCCGGCACGCUCGCCUCCCUGGGCGCCGCCUCCGGGGACGGGGUCCGGGUCCGGGCGGCGCUGGCGGAGGAGCUCGGCCUGCGGGACGCGCCCGUCACCUGGCACUCGGUGCGCGACAACGUGGCCGAGGUGCUCAACUUCCUGGCGCUCGUGGGCGGGUCGCUGGGCAAGAUCGCCUACGACAUGAUCGUCAUGUCGUCCAGCGAGGUCGGCGAGGUCUCGGAGCCCUUCGUGGCCCACCGCGGCGCCUCGUCGACCAUGCCGCAGAAGCGCAACCCGAUCUCGAGCGAGCUCGUCUACGCCGCCUCCAAGCUGCUGCGGUCCAACGCCGCCCUGGGGCUCGACGCCAUGGUCGUCGACUUUGAGAGGGCCUCGGGCCCCUGGCACCUGGAAUGGGCUGCCAUCCCCUCGGCUUUCGUCCUCGCCGCCGGGUCCCUGCACCAGACGCAGUUCGCCCUCAACGGGCUGGUGGUCAACACGGGGAGGAUGAUGGAGAACCUCGGCUCGACGCGGGGUCUCAUUGUCGGAGAGGCCGUGAUGAUGGCCUUGGCGCCUCAUCUGGGCCGCCAGGGCGCCCACGACAUCGUCUACGAGGCUUGCAAGGAGGCGAUCGAGUCUGGCAAGUUAUUGAUUGACGCCCUGAAAACCAGACCCCAAGUCAUGGAGUGCUUCAGCCAAGAAAGGCUCGCCGACGUCUGCAAUCCGACAAAGUACUUUGGCGCUAGCCAGUUGAUGGUCGAUGACAUGUUGCGCAUAACGGGAGGCCUGGCAAAGGGAGUCAAUGGCGUCAACGGUGGGUGUUAG